GCCGGCUCGCGGGAGUAUUAUGGUCCGGUUGCAGAGCGCGCGGCGAGAGAAGGAGCGAGUGGAGCAGCAGCAGCGAGAGCAAACGCAUCAUGACGCGUUAUCAUCCACAUCUAUUUCCCCAAUGGACAUUUUCCAAAACAUUUUCGUGACAACAUCUGGUAUUUACUCUUUAGAUGGCAUUCUCCCAGCGCGUGCUCCGUGUGACUGACGGUAGGUUCAUGUGAAUUGGACGUUGUGUGUAUGUUUGGGACCUUCGAUUAUGGACAGAUGAAAGGGACAUCAUCUGAAACCUGGCAGUGUUUGACAUCAGUGAGCUUUUCUGAGCCACGUGUGCUAAUGUACAUUUUUAAACCUCAUUACUGACGGAUUAUUAUGCGUAAGCUGUGUGAUGGUGACCUGGAGACGUAUAGUCAGUUCACUGGGAUAUUUCUGACACCACAAUAUUGAUAUAUUAAACUCCAGUGUAAACUUCAGUCCCUAAACUGACUUUUUUGAAUCUUUCACCAAGUAUUCUGAAACAUGGCUUUACCUGACAAUGCUAUUAGCCUUCCUGUUGAGGAACUGGCCUUUCCGGAAAUUAUUGAGCUGAACGUCGGGGGUCAGGUGUAUAUCACCCGCUACUCGACGUUAACAAGUGUGCCGGACUCGCUCCUGUGGGAGAUGUUCAGCCAGAAGAGCACCAAGAGCUUGGCGCGCGACACCAAGGGUCGUUUUUUCGUGGACCGAGACGGAUUCCUGUUCCGUUAUAUUCUGGAUUACAUGCGAGACCAGCAGCUCGUCCUUCCGGACCAUUUCCCGGAGCGAGGACGGCUGCAGCGCGAGGCUGAGUUCUUCAACCUCCCCGAGCUGGUCAAGCUGCUGGCACCCAAGCUCAGUAAGCAGAACUCUCUGGGCGACGAGGGCUGCCAGAGCGACCCCGAGGAGCCCUCGCCCGGCGCCUGCUCCAGCCUGGCCUCGGGCGACGGGAAGUGCUCCGGGUUCAUCACCAUCGGCUACCGCGGCUCCUACACUCUCGGCCGUGAUAGCCAAACUGACGCCAAGUUCCGGCGAGUGGCUCGGAUUAUGGUGUGUGGGAAGACGUCUCUCGCUAAGGAGGUUUUCGGGGAAACGCUGAACGAGAGCCGCGACCCCGAUCGCCCGCCAGAGCGAUACACGGCGCGCUAUUACCUGAAGUUUACUUUCCUGGAGCAGGCUUUUGACCGGUUAGCGGAUGCCGGCUUCCACAUGGUGGCUUGCAACUCCACGGGGACUUGCGCCUUCGCUCACGAGCAGACUGACGACAAAAUCUGGACCAGCUACACCGAAUACGUAUUCUACCGUGAGUGAUCUUAAACCCUGCCUCCCACGCCAGAGAUCCUGUAGAAGCUUCUAGAUCACCAUCCAUCAGACUUUCCCACAUCCGAGCCCUUAAUGCCUCCUCCCCACGGCGCUCGAGUAACCUCUCUUCCCUCCAAACGAGCCCUGUUGAUCUUCCCUUCACCGAGAGACUGCCUUCCCCUCUCUCAGCCCUCGAGAAGCGCAGCGUUGUGCUGUCGUUGAUGUGUUUUGUCGAGUUAAAAGUUGGAGAUGAACUGCUAAACUGGGCUUGAGCCAUUCGAAAGGCUCUUCUCUUAUGUCACUCAAAUGAUAAAGCUUUAGAGUUGUUCGUGAUGCGAAAUAGAGAUGUAAUAGAUUAUGUAAUUUGGGUUGUUAUUAUUAUUGUAUCUAACCCUUUAAAAGGGGCCAAAGGAGAGAGAAUCCACUAGGUUAUAAAACCAUCUUUAGAUGCAGUCACUGAGAGACCAAAAGAUGAAACAAUGCAGACUAUUUUACAUUUAAUAUAUUUUUAACUAGCAUUAAUGAAUAGUGUCAAAGCAGGUUUGGAUUUGGUAACCAUUAAUUGCACAGAAUGGUAUAAUGCCACCUGAAAGUGCGGUGAGCUGUGUUCGAGGAUACGAGACAUCGAAACAUUGUGCUCAGAACACUCACGUUUUGUUUUUAGGUCCACCUGAGUUUCCAGUUCGCUUUUCUUUAUCUUGUCGUUGCCUGCCAUUUGUGCUAAUUCUUUCAUAUGCUUAUAUUAUUGUUGUUUAAGUUAAAUGCUUCAUAUAUUUAAAGAUACAUAUUUAAAUUAAGUGCAUUUAGUAAUUGAUGUUUGCAUAUCUUAAGCCAUAGCCUGUUAUAAAACACCGUAUAUUUUGUAAUCAUGCAAAUGAUAUUAGUUAAGUAGAUAUUUUCUUCUUCAUUACAUGCAGUGCCAUUGUUUGACACCGAGUUAGACGGUGAAUUUUAGAGCUUUAAAUUUCAGGUAUUUCCAUUGUAACCUCAGGCCAGAAUUGCCAUUAACUCAAACACAAGCACAGAAUCUCACAGUGGAAUUUAGUUAUGAGAUGUCAUUUGAGAUAACACAUAUCAACCAGUAAUUUAUUUUAUGUCAGUCAGAAAUGAACUUAAUCCCUUAAUCGUAAUAUCCUGAUAGUGUUUUAAAGGUUACGUCCGGGCAUUGUUUAAAGUGAAGUGCUAGCCUCAAAGUGUCUUUAUGAAAGCAUGAAUAAAAACGAGUAUAUUGUCCUAAAUAUAAAACCAAUGUAUGUAUUCAGUGUGUUUGCACAUUAUCAAAACAGGCCAAAAUGAUGUACAAACACAUUUCCUGUUCUAUCAAUGAAAUGAAAUCAAACUUAAAUGAAAGUUAAUGCACUAUUUAAACAAGAUCUUGUAGUCUUUCAUGUUUCAGUGCUUCAUGCACCAGAGAAAUUUCUAUAUUGAAGACCAUUUUUGCAAGCAUAAAAGAUUAAGACUACACUGUAAAAAAUAAAUCCGUAAAAUAACAGAAAAAGUACUGGCAGCUCAUUACACACAACAUUAUUCAUUCAUUUUACAGACAUUUCUGUUAACCCUAAAACACAAUACAAUGAAGUGUUAAAUUCUAAAUACUGGUAAAAGACCAGUAAAACAUAAAUACGGAAAAAUGCCUUCAAAUUAUACACUAUUGUGCCCUAUUUUUACUUUAGUUUUUUUUUUUUUUUUUUUAGCGUGUAGUAAUAAAAGUCAGAAAU
This is a messenger RNA of Cyprinus carpio (common carp), 3035 nucleotides long. Its product is annotated as BTB/POZ domain-containing protein KCTD12-like. Gene Ontology annotation, molecular function: protein binding. NCBI's taxonomy places the organism in Eukaryota, Metazoa, Chordata, Actinopteri, Cypriniformes, Cyprinidae. Gene Ontology annotation, biological process: protein homooligomerization; regulation of G protein-coupled receptor signaling pathway. The record is from RefSeq and is a predicted model, not a curated record.